Messenger RNA from Alligator mississippiensis (American alligator), 4642 nucleotides. Its product is annotated as syncytin-2. Lineage: Eukaryota; Metazoa; Chordata; Crocodylia; Alligatoridae. Bases 597 to 1451 code for a protein of 284 amino acids. The transcript has 2 exons. The record is from RefSeq and is a predicted model, not a curated record.
GGGACUGUGACACACCGGGCCCAGCCCCCGCCACGGCACCGGGCGGCAGCGCCGGGCGCGCUAGGCCCGGAUGAGCCCGGCCUCGAGUCGCGCCCGGCCCCCACCUCCCGGGGUCGCCUCCCUACCGCGGCCGCCUCUCCCCGUGCGGCCGGGCCGGGCUGGCAGCGAGUGACAGCUGCCGCCCCGGUGAUCCCUCGGCCCUGGGGAUGCCUGGCACGGCUUUGGCCGGUGCGGCCAGGGGGUCACGGGCUGGUUUGCCCGUCAGGCGCUCCCCACCGCCUCCCUGGGCCAGAGCGAGGCAUCCCCUGCUCAGAUUAGUUCCUUGUCAUUAAGGCUGGGUCUUGCUGGCACAGAGCCAGGCCAGGGAGGUCGUGUGAAGUUACCUUGACUUUUAACAGGGGAAAGUUGAAUCUUUCCUUCUCAAGGGGCAGGCGCUAGGGGAGGUGGCACAGGCAGCGCGAUGGGGUUCACAGUCAUUGCAGUGAGUCCACCUGUGGCUCCUGCAUCAGAUCAUCCAGGCCCCGGGCAAAUGCAGGGCACCACUCAGACUAGCAUGGAAGCUGUUUAUAUCAGACUAGCAGGAUAAGAAAGACGGGAUGGAGUCAGCAGAUGCUGGGGCUAAAACAAAGAAAACCCUAGGAGCCGUUGAUUAUGUGGAGUCCUCAGGAUUUGCCCAAGGAGCCCUGCCGACGCAGAAAGAUGUCAUUCAGAACAUGUUGUACCUGUUACAGCCCAAAAGAGCUGGGCAAGCACAACGAUCAAAGGAAGAUGCAGCCCAAUUGCUUGCUGAGCUUCUGCAGGAACACUGGUUAUUUUGCAACUUGCACACCAUAGCAACCAAAACCAUAAAGAAAGUUAUUCUCAAAAUGUACGAGGAAUUCACAAAACUGUAUCAAACACGAAAGCAGAGGCAAAAUCAUGCAUUUAUGCAGAGGGCAGACAAAUUCAACAUGAGUUCAGAACAGCUGUUUGACAUAUUUUGUACAGAUGCAGUGAUAAGAAAUAAGCUGGAGGAGUGCACUGGCAUUAAGAUGACUGCUACAGAGUGGAAGUUUCUUGAAGACCAAAGAAGUGAAAGAAAAAUGUACUAUGAGGAUGUUGCAGAUACGAAUGAGUUGAAGGCAAUGGAGAGGAGAAGAAAAGUACAAUGCCUGGACCACUUCAGAAAGAUGGCAAAAGAUGAAAGAGCAGCGAGCGAAUCAAAGGAAACUACUUAUGGAAGUGAUGUGCGAUCAGAUGAAGGCACGAGUGUCGAUGAAUUGUUUCCUGUUGAGGACGAAGAAGAUGCUCCGCACUUUUCAUUGCAGGGAAGGAGAAAGCGUCGAUAUGCAACACGGACUCUCAGCUCUACGACGUCAGCUAGUGGAACGAUACCUCUGGAGUGCCAGCAUAUACGCAUGAGCAUCCGGAGAGUGAGGCCUGGGUUCUACGAGACUGUUGACAAAAUUUAAAACUAACUGAACUAGAUGAUCUCUUGAGGUCCCUUCCAGCCUUACUUCUCUAUGAACACUAGUGCACAUUGAUCUCAGGCUGAAGCUGCUGUAGCAGAAGUUGGCAAUGCAAUGUUUGGCUGAUCUCAAAAUCCUGUGAUCAAUUGGAGGUCAUUGGUGUAGUUCAGAGGUAUCCAGCCUGCAGGAGGGAGCUUUGAACCAAUGGCACUGGCAGAAAUUUUAAAAGAUAUGGAUAAAGGAAUAAGCAUGAAGGCUCAUAGAUAGAGCAUGAUUUUCAGGUUAUGGAGUCAUACAGGCCUCUUCAUCUAGGACCCCACCUACACUUGGCUGUUUGAGAAACUUCUCACUGUUAUGUGACCGCCAGUGGUAGCAAUGGUAGGCUGAUGUUAGAACGGUAGCAGGGAAGCAAUGCUAUUGUUCAAGCUAAUCUAGAGUGCUGGUGCUAAGGAGCCACACAUCCUGUUUGGGUCAGUGGGAGUCAGCUGUGUUUGGCACCCUUUUAGAAUUGGGCAUUGUGGAAGUGGGUAGGGGAGGGAACUCAUUGUUUGGCCUGGCUGGCCAUUUUGGUGGCCAGCUUUGUGUUGUAUUUGGAAGACAGUGUUUCAAGAACUCUCAAGAUCUUUGGGUGUAAGAGUAGUGAUGACUGACUAUUUAUGGUUCUGCAUAUUGUGAUCAUGAAGUGACCCUGUUUGGGGAAAAGCCUUCUUGUGUUUUGAUGGCUCUCUCAGUUAUGUCUGCAACCUGAAAUAUGAAGCCUCUAUAAAACACAGUUACCAUAUUUUAUUGCAUACCACACACCCUCAAGUAAGGUGCACACUUUAUUUUGGGAAAGGCAAAAUGAAGGGCCAAAAAAAAGCUUUUUUCCAGAGUUAUGGCUGCAUUCUGGCCACAAGGAGUAGCAGCAGCCAGCCCAUCAGCAUGACUCAUCCUCCCCCCUUCUUGCUCAUUCAAAAGCUGGAGGUUUAACUAGCAGCAGCAGCCAACUGGCAGCAACUUUUGCCUGCUCAGCCAGAAGGAGCUAGCUCUUAGCAGCCAUUCCAGCAUCCCUGUGCCUCUGUUUCAGAAUGGAAAUAUUUCAUUGCUUAAAACAUGCACCUCAAUUUUGAAGGGCUAAUUUUUGGAAGGGAGGAAAAGUAUGUGUGGUAUGUUAUUUAAAUAUGGUCUUUUAUCUGUGCUGAAGGAAAAGAAGGUGGAGCAGAGGUGCAUAUUAUGUUACUUGCUGUGGGACAAGAUUGCUAUGAAUAGUUACUCCCUGUCUUCUUGGCAUAUAAUUCCAAGUGUGUGUGUGGAUCUAGGAUGCCUGUAGUAGAAGAAGGGUCUGACUGCCAGAGACCUACUUGCUUUCUCAGCUUUUAAAAAUUAAUGCAGACCAGUAGGGAAGAAACAGUACUUUAUCACAAGGAUUUAAUGAAAGAAAGAGUAACCAUUACCUUAUAUAUUCCUAAUCAAAGGCACAUACACACAUCCUUACAUAUUGGUGGUACAUGGGUAGCUGCCAGUUUUAGUUAUAGUUACUUUAUUAUUUUUGAAACUAGCAAGGUUAAUCCACCCCCAAAACAGUUAAUGCCAGUGUUGGAUAGAUCUCCAGUGUCCCUUCAAGGUAUACCAUACCAACUAAAAAAAUCCACAGACCUCUAAUCACAGCCUUGCUUUAUAAGUAGUAGUAAAAAUCAAAAGCAUAUCUUGCUCUCAAAUUCAGCUUUAAGCAAAAACAUUGCUAGUCUCCAUGCCAACAUCUUGCAUGACUCUUCUCUGCAAAAUAAGUCUUAAUUUAUGCAAGUUAUUUUUUAGUGCUUUGUUCUUUAACUUUUGUAUGUGCAUUGAUUGUAGAACUAAUAACUGACAGGUCAUGUUACUGAAUGACUUACCUGGUAAUAAGGACUAGCAGCAAAACUGGCUAAUUCCCUUUGUCCUUGGGCUGCUUGGGAAUUGGCAAAUGAGUAGGUACUUAAAUUAAUAGUCAUUAUGUUGCAUUUCAUUUCAUAUGGAACAAAGAACUGAUAGUACUGUCCUGAGGGAGGCAAUGGCCUUGUCUCUUAGAUUCAAGUAACUGUAUUUAUACUCUCUUCCUUAAAAGGAUGUAGCUAUCUGACUCUCUGAAUAAUAUACUUACUCAAUCAACUUUCAUGCCCAAAACUGGUGAGAAUUUACCUUUGAGAUUUUAUUGAUGGUGUACUGUUCCAGAUUAUUAUUUGAGCUUGCUGCAUGAUGCAUCUUUUUUUUUUUUUUGCAUCUCAAAGUUGAAAAGCAAGUUAUGUUUAGUAACAUGUACCACCUUUGCUUGAGAGUUCACAGCCCUGCCCAGUCCCCUCUGACUCUGUCCUUAAAUUUAGUACCUCUGAUGUGAGAUACAAAGAAAUGCACAUUAGGCUGCUUUCAUGCACGGUAACAAAUGUGCAUGGUUUUUAAAUGAUGCUUAAUGCACAGUAGCCUAUUUUACUGUGCAUCAGUAUAAUUGCACAGUUUUUUACGUGGCACUUUAAUGCACAGUAAAAUGGGCUACUGAGCAUGAAAAUGCACAUGUAGACAUGCCUGCUAAGUCUUGUUUUUAAUCCCUGCUGUAAAACCAUCCCCAGGCUACACAUACAGUUACAGAUGUAAACUGAAAUAUGUGAGGGAGGAAUCCUGCAGGGUUACAUGUGCAUUCGUGAGCUUUUAAGGUAAUAAUGAACCAUUAAGAGCAUCUAGCAUAACCUCCCAGAUAUCACAGGCUAUUAAAUUUGAUCCAGUUAUUGGGUUCAAUUCAUGGGUAAAUUGUGUCCAACUGAAAGUGUAUCUUCCAAAAAAAGGCAUCUUAGUCUUAAUCUGAAGCCAUGAGGAGGGGAGAAUCCAUCACAACUCUUGGUAGUUUGUUCCUGUGGUUAAUCACAGUAAAAACACAUACCUUAUUUCAAAUACGGUUUGCUUAAAGAUAGGCCUUGGCUGUUCUCACACCAUGUUGUAUCAAGUGAAUGGGCUUUCUUGCUUUUAAAUCAGGCUACUCUUCACAAGGUUUGGUGGUUGUGGAUAGGGCUGAAGGCUCUGUUUCUGCUGCAGCAGUGGCAACAAUCCUGAUAGGACUUAUUCUGCCUGCUCUCCUUUGGGACCAUGGUGCCUUUUUAUCAGUACAGCAAAUUUUGUCCCAGGAUUUUAUACUUGUAACAAUUGUUGGCUUUUUUGGUGUGUUCUAAAUAAAUUAAUAUAAAUCCAUA